AAGGAGACGGGAGGCAGAAAGAGAGGAAGAAAGGAAAAGAAAGAGAGGAAGAAGAGAAAAUGAGGAAACGGAAGAGAAGUGGUGAUAUAUAUAAGACUUAUACGGACCGAAAUCGGUCCGUAUAAUCCUCAUUGGCGCGCCGCACCAAAAAAUUUCAAUUUUUUCGAAAAAAUUUCAAUUUUUUUGGGAAAAUUUUUGGUGCAUUAAUCAUAUUCAGACCAAAAUCGGUCUGAAUAUAAAUAAAUUCGCGCAGAAUCAAUAAGAUUCAAAUUAACGGUAAAAAUUUGGCGUAUAAAUUAAUUACGGACCGAUUUCGGUCCAAAUAUAUUCGUAAAAAAUCUUCCAUUGCACAUUUUUAUUCUUUUCAUUUAAGGACAUUACCAUCUUCUCGUGUUCUAAAUCCAUUCCUGCGAAAACCAAUUGCAUGUAUAUCGACCCUACAGUCCCUUGGAAUCACAAAACCAUCGAUUGUCUAGCUGAAAUUAUCUUACGAUACUACGAAGACAUUACCAUCUUCUCGUGUUCUAAAUCCAUUCCUGCGAAAACCAAUUGCAUGUACAUCGACCCUACAAUCCCUUGGAACCACAAAACCAUCGAUUGUCUAGCUGAAAUUAUCUUACGAUACUACGGAGUAAUAUCGUUGCAAAACCACGAACGUAUAAGUUAAAGGUUAUUAGAGAUAAUGUUAUGUAAUGCUCUUUCAGAGCCAUAAGCAAAUAAAAUUAAUUAUUUUUA
This is a messenger RNA of Rubroshorea leprosula, 735 nucleotides long. NCBI's taxonomy places the organism in Eukaryota, Viridiplantae, Streptophyta, Magnoliopsida, Malvales, Dipterocarpaceae. The record is from the annotation of a GenBank genome assembly.